ACAUUUUCAUCAUUUUAUUAAAAUAGGGGUGACCAUAAAAUAAAAAAGAUAAAAAUAGCGAAUUUUAAGGAUCGGGGAAGAGCCUUUCUUCGAGUUUAUCCGUACACCAUUACAAACAACGGCCAACCACGUCCAUGGCUGGUGUCUCUUCUUCAGCAAGGAUAUACGGAGGGAAUUGUGUGUAUAGCAGAUUGACUAGUAAUUGAAGAAAUUCAGGAUGAUUUUUCUUUUGUUGUCGCUACGCUGGAGAUGGAUUUUGGCAAGAUGGAUUUCCUCUUUAGAAAAUUGGGUAACGAUUUGGGAUUAAUGAGGUUCUUUCAACAAUUCAAUUGGAUUUGGUUCAAAACUGAAGAUAAUAGGGCUGUAUUCUGGGUUGGUUACUAGUUAUUUCUGUAAAAUGUAGUGGAAAUGGGUUUAUAUUAAACCCUUCAGUCUAUGAUUUGGGUUUUUCUUAGAAGAUGGGGUAGUAUGUGGGAAUGAUGCGGUUAUUUCGUUAUUUAAUUGGAUUUGCUCCAAAAUUGAAGAUAAUAAGGGUGUAUUUUGGGGUUGUUAAUGCUGUAGACGUCAGUGGAAAUUGAUUUUUUUGGCUAAACUCUUCAGCUUAUGACUGGAGUUGUUAUUAGAAAAUGGGGGUAUAAUGUUGGAUUGAUGAGGUUAUUUGCAAAUUUUUUGGAUCUUUUAUUAUUGAACUUGUGCUCUUUAUUUGAAAAACUUUAUUGAUUGGCUAUGCACUACAGUAUAAGAAUUGGGCAUUUAGACUAGAAUGUCUGAAUUAGUUCCCUGUUCAUUUGAAGUUGAAGGACACAUACUCACAUGUACUUUAUAGGAGGGAAAUGAGGAAACUAAGAUUGACCUGAAAUUGAAGAAUGGAGCACAAAUAUAUCACAUGAUUAAAUUUGGGUUAACUCAUAACUGUAUUUAUAUAUUAUAACUUUGAAAUUUUCUGAGAAUUGAGAUGCACUGGUUAUCGGUUACAUGUCUUGGGAAUUUGCUGCAGACAUUCGUUCCAAGAAUAAUCAGAUGCGUAGAGCUUCAGAGUGCUUCUCUGGUUGAUUUUAAGUGGUCGAAAGCAUGCUAGUUUCAAAGAUGACGAGUCCUUGAGCCUUGUUUCGUGAGCUAUGUUUAGCGACUGUUCUAGAAUUGUACACUCCCUUAGUCCCUUAUGUAUCUUUUUGGUAGGAAACUUGUAAGUAGCUGACAGUAUAAACCCUUUUAAGCCUGAAAACUUCAGAUUGAGGCUGUCACGUAUUGAUCCAGGCUCCAAGCGGGAGACUGUGAGGUGCAUUGAAUUUGGGUUGUGUGAUCAGAAUAUUCUGAACCAAAGCCAUCAUUUUCAACCAUUUCCACCAUGCAUAAUUGUGAAAUCAUAUAUUAUCCAGUACAACUAGAGUAACCUGUUUUCUAGGCAAAUUAUUUACCUUUGAAGAUUUUUCCAACGAUCUGGGUCCGGAAGCUUCAUUUCCUUAAGUUUUUACAUUAUUGGUUUUUUAUAGAACUCUCUAGACUUUUGGUUUUUGUUUAUCGUAUACUACUUUUGUCUCAGAAAAUUUGUAACAUUUGCCGAGAAAAAGACAAAAAUUAAGUAGGUGAACGUAGUGAUGAGACUAAGUUUGCUAAUAAAAUGACAAGAGAUAAUGUCCCAUGUCAAAAAUAGCAAGUUGCAUCAGCCAAAAUUUUCGUGCAAACUUACUUAAGGACUAUCCAUGUUCAAAUUCAAACCCAAGAUUUGUUUCGAAAUGAAUGGAGUUAAGGAAAUAUAAUCAAAGAAUGAAUGGGGAUCAUAAAUUUAUUUCAAUGAUUGUCGGUCUAAAAUUUUUCCAUCGUAGGUUUAUAUCAGAUGAGGCUGAAUAAAAUAUUUUUGGGACUAAGGCUUUUGUGUUAUUGUUGUUGGAUGGAAUUAAACACCACAAAUUGAGGAUACCAUUAAGAGUUUGUUGCUAAAGAGAAAAUAUUGAUAUUUAAGGAGUCGCUCUCUGUAAGUUCUUUCUUUUAAUGACAUUUGCACACUUGCUCUGUACAUUACCAAAUCAACACUUUGACUAGUAUUAUUAAAAUUUCUGAUAGUGUUUUGUCAUCAAUUGGCUUUGGUCAUUCAUAAAACUUCAGCAUUUGAGAAUUCAAACCAUCUUAUUAUAUAAAUAAACAGAACCUUGUUCUAGCUGUCCAUAACAGAUGACGUGCUGAUUUUGAGAUUUGAUGAAACAUAUUUGCUUUCUUCAACCCAAGUUUUUAUUAUUGUACAAGAAAUUAUGCAUACUUUUCUUAUGAAGCUUAAAAGUAACGAAUUCUAUAAACAUGAUCACAUGGGUCAUUAAACACAGUGGAUCCCUUAGCUUAUUCUCUAAGUUCGCUGUGUUAAUCCUUGUUUCAAUUUCUUGGUUCUGUUUGGAGUUUUUUUCAGUAACAUUAGCCAAUAUUACGAAUACUCGAUUCCUGAGGGAUCCAGAAACAUUAGUUUCUAGUAAUGGCAUAUUCAAGGUUGGGUUUUUUAGCCCAAAUAAAUCAACCAAUCGCUAUGUUGGGAUCUGGUAUAAUGUUAGUAUGGAUUCUGAUGCAUUGGAAGUAGUAUGGGUAGCCAACAGAAACAGCCCUCUUAAUGAUACUUCAGGGUGGCUCAUGAUUUCAGAUGAUGGAAAUCUUCAACUCUUAAAUCAAGAAAAUAAGAGUUUUUGGUCGACAAAUGUAUCACUUCCUACAAAUAACAAUUCAGUUGUUGCUUUGCUUCAAGAUACUGGUAACCUUGUUUUGCUAUCAAAUAAUGUCAUCAUCUGGGGAAGUUUUGAGCACCUCACUGAUUCGUUCUUGCCUUGGCCGGCGCUUACCAUUCAUAAAGAUGUGAGGGAAAAUCCAUUGCUGCAAUCAUGGAAAAAUGCUUCAGAUCCAUCAAGUGGACAAUUUAAGCUUGGUAGGCUUCCUCGUAACCUUCCUGAUUUUUUUACUGUCAAGGAUGAUAAACCUUACUGGAGAACUGGUCCAUGGAAUGGUUAUCAAUUCCUUGGAAUCCCUUCUUAUUUUUCAGUAGUUUCCACUGGAUUUAGCAUCAUAGAUAAGCAUGAUGGAACCCUUCAGUUAGGCUAUUCUGUUGAAAACCCUUCAAUACUGGAGCGUUUUGUGUUAAGUUACGAUGGGCACUUAGUUCAAAAGCGCUGGCUUCUUCGCAGUAGGAAGUCAGAAGUUGUGUGGAGAUCUAUGGAAUCUGAGUGUGAAGUUUAUGAAAAGUGUGGUCAGUUUGGAAGUUGUGAUCCAAAUAAUUCACCUAUCUGUAGUUGCUUGAAGGGAUUCGAGCCGAGGAACAAGGAUCAAUGGAGUAAAGGAAUUUGGAGUAGUGGGUGUGUUCGGAAGAUAUCAUUGAAGUGUGGAAAUACUGGAGAAAGAGAAGACGGGUUUCUAGUGUUGAAGCAUGUAAAAGUACCUGAUUUCCCCUAUUGGUUGCCUUCGCAAGGUCAAGAUGACUGUGAAAAGAUGUGCUUGGAAAAUUGCGUGUGUUUAGCACAUGCGUUUUAUGCAGGUAUUGGGUGCAUGAUGUGGAAUGUAAGCCUAAUCGAUAUACAGCAGUUUUCUGCCAAUGGUGCUGAUCUUUUCAUUCGUUUGGCUCAUUCAGAAUUGGAAAUCCAAACAAAGGGGAAGUCCGAUGCACAAGGGUCCGAGGAAGGGUCCCACCACCAAGGUGAAAAUGGCAGACGCAAACUAAUUAUUACAGUAAUAGUAAUUUCGUGUAUCACAGUGUUGGUUGUUUUUCUGUACUAUCUAUGGAGGUGGCUGAAUCGACGAUAUGCAAAAAUAGCUAGAAAAAGAGACAUAAAAUGGCCUAUUGCUAACUACAGAGCUGGUGCUAACGUAAGACAAGCUGAGAUCGAAGAUUUACCAUUGUUUACAUUUGAAGAAUUGGUAGCAGCAACAAACAACUUUUCGGGAACCAACAAGCUUGGCCAAGGUGGUUUCGGUCCAGUGUACAAGGGUAAGUUGCAAGAUGGUCAGGAAGUAGCAGUAAAGAGACUUUCAAAAGCAUCAGGACAGGGCCAACAAGAAUUUAUGAAUGAAGUAGUUGUGAUCUCAAAACUUCAACACAUAAAUCUUGUCCGACUUUUAGGCUGCUGUGUAGAGGAAGACGAGAAAUUGUUGGUAUAUGAAUAUAUGCCAAAUAAGAGCUUGGAUGCAUUUCUCUUUGAUCACAAUUCCGAAAUACAUUUAGACUGGAAGAAGCGUUUUCAUAUCAUCAAAGGCAUAAGUCGAGGUCUUCUUUACCUUCACAGAGAUUCUAGAUUGAAGAUUAUCCACAGAGAUUUAAAAGCCAGCAACAUAUUGUUGGAUGACGAUCUCAAUCCAAAGAUAUCCGACUUUGGGAUGGCAAGGAUAUUCGGAAGGAAACAAAAUCAAGCUAAUACCUUACGAGUCGUUGGAACCUAUGGCUACAUGUCACCAGAGUAUGCGAUGGAAGGCUUGUUUUCAGAAAAGUCUGAUGUAUUCAGCUUCGGAGUCUUGCUGCUGGAGAUUGUUAGUAGCAAAAAGAACAGUAAAUUUCUAGAGGAUGAAUCUUUGAGCCUCUUAACUUAUGUAUGGAAAUUAUGGAAUGCAAAUGAUGUUCUUCCACUGAUUGAUCCAAAAAUUUUUGAUCCACGUUUCGAAGUGGAGAUCUUGAGGUGCAUUAAAUUGGGUUUACUCUGUGUUCAAGAAUUUCCGGAAGAUAGGCCCAGCAUCUCGGCAUUAGUUAGCAUGCUAGACAGCAAUGAAGUUACAGAACUUCCAAGUCCAAAGCAACCUUGCUUUACUCUAAGGAAAUUAUGUUCCGUUGAUGAGGGUUCCCAAAGUGGCCAACAACAGGUUUCCUUAAACUAUGCCUCUUUGACUGUAAUAAGCGGCCGAUAGACUUCUUAUUUUGAUGUUUUCUGGACUUAUAAAUAUAACCAUUUGACAUAAAUACGUGUGUAGUGUUCAACUUGACAAUUUUAUGAAAAAAGAACUCAUGAUUUCGAAUCAUAUUAAAUCUCCAACUGUGUGUUAUCAAUGUGUUGUGUGUAGUGAUCGAAAAGUUCGAGCAACAAACAAAGACUUGUACUGUAAAAUUAUGAGUGUUAUUUUGUUGGAUGCUAAGAACUUUA
Amaranthus tricolor (Joseph's coat) is the source of this 5099-nucleotide messenger RNA. Its product is annotated as G-type lectin S-receptor-like serine/threonine-protein kinase At1g11300. Gene Ontology annotation, biological process: recognition of pollen; protein phosphorylation. Gene Ontology annotation, molecular function: protein serine/threonine kinase activity; ATP binding. NCBI's taxonomy places the organism in Eukaryota, Viridiplantae, Streptophyta, Magnoliopsida, Caryophyllales, Amaranthaceae. The coding region runs from base 2296 to 4866 and encodes 856 amino acids. The record is from RefSeq and is a predicted model, not a curated record. The transcript has 9 exons.